GCGACAGUUCGACAACUUGAUGAUGAAGGAAACCGACAACAUCAAAGACUUCCAUUAGCGUGUGGCGGAGACAGUCAACCAGAUCAAAGCUACUGGUGACGUCAUGGAAGAAAGGAAGGUCGUGGAGAGAAUUCUCUGAAGCUUAUCAUCGAAGUUCGAACACAUUUUUGCCGUGAUAGAAGAAACCAAAGAUUUGGCAAAUCUACCAAUGAGCGAGUUGAUGGGCUCACUUGUAGCACACGAGCAAAGAAUGAGUCGCUUCACCAAACCGCCAUUGGAGCAAGCCUUCUCAUCAAAAGUCAGCAUGACGGAAAGUAAAUAUUCCAAAUCGGAGCAAGGCCAGAGAGGGGGGAACUCACAAGGAAGAGGAAGAGGAAGAUCCAAUUACAGAGGAAACAACCGACACAAUUAUCAACAACAAAAAGCAGGCUACACUGGCUCGAGUUGCAUAAUUUGCAAAAAGGCGGGUCAUGCAACAAAAGACUGCAGAUUCAAGUGUACCAAGUGCAAAAUUCAAAACCACUCCAAGAGAGAUUGCUGGUUCCAGAACAAGCAAGAAGAAGGCGAGUCAAGCGGCACCAAAAAUGAAGAAAGCAAUAUGGUGGCCUUAUCAUGCUUGAAUGGUGAGCAAAAGUCACAGCUUCCCUGGAUGGUGGAUAGUGGUUGCAGUAACAACAUGACUGGAGAUCUGGAGUCCUUCACCGAUAUCGAUGACCAAUACUGCUCUCAAGUCAAAUUGGGAGACGGAAAGAAGCUAAAAGUGGAAGGAAAAGGCACAGUUGUUGUAUGCACAGAAGAAGGCAACAAAACUCUCAUUCGAGAUGUUUUGUAUGUUCCGGAGCUAACUCUCAAUCUACUUAGCAUGGGACAACUGAUGCUGAAAAAUUACAAGCUAUUGUUUGAUAAUGGCGUGUGCGAUAUUAUCAACAAAGCUGACAAUUUCAUGGUGGUCAAAGUCCUGAUGACUUCCAACAGAAUUUUCUCUCUUGCUAUGUCACAAAAUGGUGAAGUAGCAUUCAAGAGUGAAAAUCGCGAUCAGUCCUUCCAAUGGCAUCUCGGAUACGGUCAUCCCAACUUCAAAGGCCUCAAAUUGUUGAAGCAGAAUAAUGACUAAAGCUCUUAACGCGGGAGAUGAGGCAUCAAGGUCUAACUUAGCUUUGUUAUCCCUUCUAUGCCUCUGUUUCCUCUUUGCCUUCUCUCGUUCCCUUUCAAAUCCUUACUUAGUCUUUGACGGCAAAGCCACCUUGUCAUUUUCUCACAACCAACAACAUUACCACAAAGCAGAGGUGACAGCAGAAAGCGGCCGGUGGUGUCGUUGGCAAGCAGCAGCAAGUUCAAUUUCACCCCAUUCCUCAAAAGGCAUCACCACCGCUACUGGCAACACCACCAUUAUGACUUUCAAGAGACAGAUUCAGAUGCAUAAGGAGCUCGAAUCUAACACUACAAUUCCUAAAAUUGUAUACUACAUGCAGCCACUGGCACUACAAUCUCUAAGAAAGUCGAAUUUAUAAU
Messenger RNA from Linum trigynum, 1512 nucleotides. The record is from the annotation of a GenBank genome assembly. Lineage: Eukaryota; Viridiplantae; Streptophyta; Magnoliopsida; Malpighiales; Linaceae.